CUCAUCACAGCAGCCUUCUGGCACCCCACGUUCCCCUGCAUUCUCUUGUGCUGUGCCAAACGUGCAAGGCCAAACGUGCAAGGCCAGUCUCAACAAGGAGCUGCCUCAGGUGAUCCCGGUGGCCUGCCCAUCCCUGCCAGUCUCCGAAUGGCUCCACACCCACAUCAAGCACUUCCAGGAGGUGUAGCACCGCAGGUACCCAUGUCAUGGGGUGGAUACUAUUAUAUGGAUCCACAUCAACCAAAACCUCCUUGGGGGUAUAAUGCUAUGCCCUCCCAACAUAUGCACCGACAGUCUCACCCGCAACAUGCCCAUCAACCUGAACCUCUUUCCAUGUCACCUCGCUCCGCAGCCCCUCAGCUACCUGGUACGUCCACAAUGGCACAUGCUAUCCCGCACACCCCUCAUACACCUCAAACACCUCUCUCCAUAUCUUCCCCGCUGUCCACACCCUCUACCGCCAGCGCACCUUGCCUUAACACGAACGCCCGCGAUUUUGUUCCUGGCGGACGCUCUAUAUCCAAGAUUACCAUCAGGAGCCAGGAUGGCAUGGAGGUGACACUUGAUGAUCUCAAGAAGCUCAGUCUCCGGCUACCAACCGCUCCUAUCUCACCCGCAUCGCCCGUUGUGACCAACCGACCGCAACCUUCGGUUUUGGUAUGGAAGAAGGAUGGUACAAAGAAGAAGCGCAAAAGAGAGAAACAAGCCAAGCGGAUGGAGGAGGAAGAGGCUACACGCAAGAGGAAGGCUGAUGAGAACCGGAUACUCAUGGAGGAGGAAGAAAAGGAGCGGAUACGACAAGCAGAGGAAGAGGAGAAGGAGCUCCUACGCCAGGAGGAGGAAGGCUGUCUUGAGGCAGAGCAGGCGCACAUCGCACUAGAAGAAAAGGAACGGAAACAGCAAGAUGCUCUGAGGUAGAGGAAGCCCAGCUUGAAGCUGAAGAAUUUGAUGGCAUAGUUCAGACUCCAUCACUCGCCAGCGAUUCUCAAGAGCCAGAGGACGGCGAAGUCUCCGAGCAUAACGAAGCUCCUGUGCCUCAGCUUAACGGUAAUAGCGGGAAGAAAUUGAAGGAGUCACCUCGGAUAGAUACGUUUAUGAUGUCCCCUCCCACUGAGAUUCCACGAAAGCCUCCUAGCCCUAUCCACCUUACUUCAUCUGCGCCUCCCCCUUCCGCACUCCUCACUGCACGUGUCAUCGAGAAUCUAAGCGAGG
Molecule: messenger RNA, 1212 nt
Organism: Suillus subaureus
Lineage: Eukaryota; Fungi; Basidiomycota; Agaricomycetes; Boletales; Suillaceae
Exons: 2
Coding region: 148-918 (256 amino acids)
Source: RefSeq, a predicted model, not a curated record